AUGAAGAUACUGAAGAAGCUGUUGAUUUUGAUGACCGCGGCCGUCCUAACCGCCGGACAGAGCAUCGACGACUGCCUCAAGCAAGACAGCAUAUCCUGCGUGCAGAAGACCCUAUACAGAACCGCUAAGGAAUUCUUCGCCAAGGAUAAACUUGAGCUUGUGAACGGAGUGAGCCUUGUGAAAAGUAAUGCCGAUGACAGGAGUGCCAGGUCCGGCAAGGAACUCGCGUACGAUCAAGAGAUAGACGCCGCUAACGAUAUCACGGAGAGACAAAACACCCUCGAGAACUUUAUUAGCGAUGAAGCUGGACAGCUCCUGACCGGUCGCAGUCUUAGGAUCAAUCUUGCACCCGCCUUUGAAAAAAUCCGUGAAUCGGCUCGUGCCAUCAGCGAGUCUGUGCCACCAGAAAUUCGUCAGGCCGUCGACGAGGUUGUCGAAGGUCGAGGCAAAAAGAAAGGGUUGAAAGCGAUUAUACCUCUCCUGAUCGCCGCGAAAGUGAAGCUCGGUAUUUUAGCGACUCUCGCGUACUUCGCCAUCUCAAUCAUGGCGAAAAAAGCGAUCUUCGCGUCCCUCAUUUCCCUCGCCAUUUCUGCGUUUAUCGGUUUGAAGGCUCUCUGGGCGAAAAAAGCCGCCUAUCACCACGAUAUUACCCCCUACAAUAGCGGCUGGAGCGGGCCCAUUGCAUCUGGUGGAUGGUCUGGUCCUGUCAGCGGUGGAUGGUCCGCUCCCGUAUCUGGUGGAUGGGCCAGCAGCGGCUCUUCCGGUUGGGAAGAUCCUCACGCUUACUCGCACAACCAGGCGUACUCUGGAUAUCACCAUCAUUAA
This is a messenger RNA of Formica exsecta, 825 nucleotides long. RefSeq lists its product as uncharacterized. The record is from RefSeq and is a predicted model, not a curated record. Bases 1 to 825 code for a protein of 274 amino acids. The transcript is spliced from 3 exons. NCBI's taxonomy places the organism in Eukaryota, Metazoa, Arthropoda, Insecta, Hymenoptera, Formicidae.